AUGUUCUUCCACAGUAUCAUCAUCAUCUUCUCAUUAUCCACCACUCUCUUCAUACUCACAAUCCUCACAGUCCCCCAAACAACCAAAUCAUCAUCAUCAUCAUCAUCUGCCCGGCCCGAAAUCAACAUCACGAAACAUCUCUCCUUCCCCAAUUUCAGCCCGGAAGCCCAAACCAUCCAAGACCUCACACUCCUCGGCAGUGCCGCCGUCUCUCCUCAAACGGGCUGCAUCCAAAUCCCCGAAAACAACCUCCAAAACACGGCCGGCCGAGCUAUCUACUCUUCCCCUAUCCGUCUACUCGACCCCAAAACCCGUUCCCCUGCCUCAUUCUCAACCACCUUCUCUUUCCGGAUCCACAACCCGUCCGCCCGACCCGGCCCCAUCUCGGGCGGGCUGAGCUUCGUCAUCGUGCCCGACGAGCUCACGGUCGGCAGGCCCGGCCCGUGGCUCGCCAUGCUUAACGACGCGUGUGAGGACGAAUACAAAGUGGUCGCCGUCGAGUUCGAUACUCGCAAAAACCCCGAGUUUGGGGACCCAAACGAUAAUCACGUGGGCCUUAAUCUCGGCAGCAUAGUCUCAACUAUUUCCAUCAAUGCCUCGGAUUUUGGGGUUCGUCUAAACGAUGGCUCGGUUCACCGGGCCUGGAUAAAUUACGAUGGGAACAGUAAAUUCUUGGAAAUUUAUCUCGGGCGGGACGAGACGACGAAACUCCCGAGUCGACCCGCUUAUUCGGGUAAUCUCGAUCUCUCGCCUUAUCUUAACGAAUACAUGUUCGUCGGGUUCUCCGGCUCGACUGGCGGCAACCACACGGAGGUCCACAGCGUGUGCUCGUGGAAUUUCACUUCCGCUAGUCGGGCUUUUCUGCGGGUCCCGUCUGGUGAAAGCUGCGCGGGUAAGAUCACAGUGGAUAAAAACUUCGACCACGUCUCGAGCAAGACUCCGAGCAGUUUCUACAUUUUCGUGGCUGUGGUUGUGCUUGUGCUCAUAGUCAUGAUCAACCUGUACUUCAACCGUAAGCCGAAGAGGAGGCCCGAACCCGACUCGAUCACGGGCUCUCCAAAGGAGGAGAAGAAGUGGCCCGGCCCGCCGACGAGGGCCCGGAAAUUCAGCCUCUCCCUGAUUUCUUCCGCCACGCGGGCCUUCACGGAGCUGCAGAUAUUGGGGAGUGACUCGAGGAGCGUGACGUAUAAGGGUAGUUUGGUAAAUGGGAGUACAGUUGCCGUGAAGCGUUUUCACGGCCAGUUUUCGGGGGCCCGUGACUCGGACAUGAGGCGGAGGAUGAUUAAGGAAGUGAAGGCGCUCGGGAGAAUCCGGCACCCGAAUAUAGUUUCGAUCCGAGGGUGGUGCUUCGACCGUGGGGAGAUGAUCGUGGUUUACGAUUUUGUCCCUAACGGAAGCCUCGACAAGUGGCUCUUCGGGUUCGGGGUUUUGCCUUGGACGAGACGGUUUAAGGUGGUUAAGGACGUGGCCGAGUCGUUGAGCUACGUUCACUCCAAGGAUUUGGCUCACAAGAACGUGAAAACGAGUAGCGUUUUUCUCGACGUAAGCUUCCGGGCCCUAUUGGGGGAUUUCGGGUUCGUGCUGUCGAUGGUCGAGUCGACUCGGUUCGAGUCGCUCGUGAGCCAAAAGGUGGAUAUUUUCGAGUUUGGGGUGUUGGUGUUGGAGGUGGUUUCGGGCCGGGGGAGGAUGGGUUCUGGGCCUGGCGAGCGAGACUUGUUGGAUCUCGCGUGGGCCAUGCACGAGUCGGACGAGAAGGGGAGGCUGGUGGACCGGAGGAUGGGCCCGGUUGUGAAUCCGGAUCAGGCGAUACGGGCCGUGGAAGUUGGGCUGAUGUGCACGUUGAACGAUAACAAGGGGAGGCCCACUAUGAAAGAGGUGGUGGAGUACUUGAAUUUUGAGAGGCCCGUGACCGAGCUGCCGACGGCCCGGCCCAUUUCGUUGUUCCCGUACAGCAGCACCACUGGGUUGUGCAGUGGGUACUCUUGUGCUCCGUUCAAGUGA
Molecule: messenger RNA, 2001 nt
Organism: Striga asiatica
Lineage: Eukaryota; Viridiplantae; Streptophyta; Magnoliopsida; Lamiales; Orobanchaceae
Source: the annotation of a GenBank genome assembly